Thecamonas trahens ATCC 50062 is the source of this 10344-nucleotide messenger RNA. RefSeq lists its product as uncharacterized. Gene Ontology annotation, biological process: negative regulation of delayed rectifier potassium channel activity; neuronal action potential. The transcript is spliced from 2 exons. The coding region runs from base 1 to 10344 and encodes 3447 amino acids. Gene Ontology annotation, cellular component: membrane; synapse; axon initial segment. The record is from RefSeq and is a predicted model, not a curated record. NCBI's taxonomy places the organism in Eukaryota, Apusomonadida, Apusomonadidae. Gene Ontology annotation, molecular function: transmembrane transporter binding.
AUGCACGUUGAUGGUGUCGAGUUCCGCGAUGUACUGGUGUGCUCGCUGCCCGAGACGGAUGCCGACAGCAACGACGAGAGUCGUCCCACCGCGCUGCUUUUGGUGUUGGAGGCGAGCACAAACGCUGCGGUGCCGCCGUCUCCGUCGACUAACCCGUCGCUUGCGCUGCUGCAAGCAACGGCCGCGGUCCAUCGGGCGUCCCAGCAACUGGUCGACAGCGCCGACGACGACGAGCAGGCGGCGCUACCGGCGGCACCGGGAGCGCUUGCUAGCACUGCCGUUUAUCGCCAGCUUGUCUUUGAAUCAACUGCCGAGUGUGUCAUGUCGUACAUGGCUGGCGGCACGCCUGACGACCUGGGUAUUCUCCUCCGCGGCAUCAACUCUUACUUUCGCCACUCGGACCAGACGCUGGUUGACAUUGCGCGUGAAGUUUCGGCGCUCGAUCCCGACGCAGGCAAUGAGACCGACCCAGCUCUCGACCCGGACCUCGAGGACUUUGUGCUCGUUGACCCAGCCGGCGGUGACGAUGGGCUCGCCCAUCUCGCCACGGCUGCGUUUGACCUUGGCUCGCUCCCACAGGCGGUGAGCAAGAUGAUGGAGCUCUCGGCGCCGGCCGAGCUCGGCGACGCCGGGCGGGCGCCGCUCAACGUCUACACCGCGCUCCGCAAGGGCCCGCUCGGCGUUCUGCUCGGCGCCCUGCCGUUCCGCCAGUUCAAGGUCCUCCUCAUGCGGUUUGUCAUUUCAAAGAUCUCGCUCGAAUCGCCGUCGUUUGACGCGCAGACCUUUGCGCAUGACCAGAUGACGGUCCGACAGGCCUUUGCCCUCCUCGAAGUGCUGCGACUGUAUGCACCCGAGUGGCAGUUUGCGCUCCUCAAAUCGAUUCUCUACACAGUCGGAGUGGUGCUCAAGCCGCUGCCGCCGGCAGUGUUGGCCUCCUCUCCGGGCCGUGCGCUCUUCCGCCUUGAGCAGCUCGACAUUACUGCCGUCACGAUAUCGACCUCGCUCCUCUUUAAGCACUACCACCUCGGGGUCAUCUUGCUCUCGCGGAUCCGCCUCGAGUCGGCUGCGCUCCGCGCCGCCAUUGGCGAGCCCGAAGAGGACCUUGUUGCGCGAGUCGCUGACGACUCGCCGCUCUUUUCUCUCCUUUACCGCCACGUCUACCGACCGUACCUCGUCGACGGCUCGACCAAAGACAUUGACAAGCCGCUCAAGUGUCUCUUUGCUGACCCGACGCUACUUCCGCUCAUUCCGGCACCGCUGCGGGCCCGGUUCGCCAAGUCGAUGCCCGAAGCCUCGGCUGGGAACGAGACUCCGGGCUCAUCUACCGCACCCAGCACGCCGCACUCGCCAGCCCUGAGCUCGGCACCGGGCACGCCGUCGUCCGUCUCGUCGGCCGCGUCGGCGUCGGCGGCCAGUGUCUCUGCAUCAGGCGCGUUGACCGCUCCGCUCGGCUUUGGCGAGGUCUCCGACGACUCGCUCGCCGCUCCUGGCGCGGGCGAGGCAUCUACAACAGCCGGCGGGUCAGGUGCCGGCGCCAGUGUCAGCGCCAGCUCGGGCCUGGGUCUCGACGAUGAGAGCCAGCUAGAGCGGCUGCGCGACCUCGAGCUCCAGUUCCUGGCCGACCUUGUCUCGACUUUUGACGCCCGCAACGACGCCAAGCGGUUCAAGUUCUUCCGCAAAAAGUCGCAGCGGCUCAACUUGCUCCUCCUUCUCAUCCCGCAAGUUCAGAUGGAGGCCUUUGUAUGCAAGCUCAUGGACGUGCCGGCGCCAAUUACUGGGGCACACGUCGGGGCGCUCACUGACGAGGGCGCGCGCAAGAUUGCGUCGAUCCUCGACAUGAUCAUCGAGCUCAAGCGUGCGGCCGGGGCCCGGCUCGAGGCCGACCUCAUCCUGCUCCGCGGCAUGUUUCUGCGGCUGACGCUUCCCGAGGAGGUCGACCCGUCUCGGACAAAUCUUGUCGAGCUCAUGCGUGCCAUCAUCAACGCUGUCACCCACUCGGGCCUCCUCGACUCGCUGCCCUGCCUCGUCGAGUGGCUCUCGCGCAUCUCGUCCAUGGUCGGCGCACCGAGCUUUGACUGGACGCCGCUCGACCUUUCCGAACUUUGCGAUGAGAUGGACAAGCAGUUUACCUACAUCAUCGAGUCGGUCGUGCCCGAGCUCGGCGAGCAGUGGUCCAAGAUUCAGGACAUGGAGUUUGAUCCCGGCACGACGCACUCGCUUAUCGCCUCGGGCGGGUUCUGGCGCGACAUGCCACCCGACUCGCGGCACCUGGAGCCGCUGCUGGAAAACUUGCUCUCACUCCGGCUCCUUGUCUCGGCCACCGUCGUCGAGCUCCACCGGCGGCAGAGCCAGUUCCUCGAAUCGUUCUCGCACGUCCGCCGCCUCCGCCAGCUUACCGGCUUCCAGAUUGUGACCAAUACGGUAGCGGCGCUUGGCUUUGUCACUGACGACGUUGACGUCUUUGGCGACGACACCCUCGCCGAGCUCAUGCAGCAGAUUUGGCGCGAGCGCCAGGUCCUCCGCGCCCAAGAUAAGGGCUCGCUCGACCUUGCCGUCAACUUUGCCGAGACCGGGACAAACCUCAAGAAGAUCAAGACCCGCAAGGGCAUGCUCCUCCGCGCACUCUCGCGGUUCGCGGCCGACCCGCACGACCCGAGCUCACUCGACGAGCUGCUGCAGAUCCGCGACGCCUGGUCGCGCGCCGCCGACCAGGCGCUCACCAUCAAGGAGACGCUCGAGAUGGUUCGUGACGAAAAGGCCGAGUGGCACGACGAGCUCUCGCUCACCCGCGCCGACCUCAACGCCCGCAUCGCCGACUACCACGCGCUCAUCGAGUCGCUCGAUCGCGACGUCGUCAACCUUAAUGCCCGCCUCGCGCUAGCCACUGUCCACGGCUUCCGCGCCGCCGUCCUCGACCACCUCGAGUCGUUGGUCCUGGCCGCAGGCUCCGAGACGGCCGCCGAACCAUUGCUCGAACUCAUGCAGGCGACCGAAGCGCUUCUGGACGAGGCCACCGCCUUUUCAACCGUAGACGCAGCCGCGAGCUCGAGCUCAGGCCUCUCGCGCACGUCAUCGGGUAUCGGCCGAGCCUCGGCGUCGACGUCGGCCUCGCUCCUCCGCUCGAGCUUUGAGAGUGAGGUAGCGCGGCGGACACGGUCGUUCAUGGCCCGAACACGCUUGCAACGGAGCGUGUCGGCCGAGGCCCGCCUCGCCCAGACCGCCACCGCUAGCUCAACCAGGCCGAGCGAGAGCGAGAGCAGGGCAACUCGGAUGCGCCGCAGCCUCCUCACUGUCGACGUUGGCGCGCGAGCUGUUGAUUCUGACGACGACCCUGACGACAGCGGUGGCGGAGUGAGCGGCGGCGGCGGUGGCGGGAGUGGCCGAAGCGGGCCGCGCGGCGCGAUCAUGUCGCCGCUGCGGACGAUGAUGGACGCCGAGGAUGCGGCGUCGGCAGUUGUGCCCGAGUCCUCGUACGCAGCGUCACCGUCGCCGUUUGCGGCGACCUGGUUCCGGGCCGGCGACUCGGGCGUCUCGGACUGGUUCAACCUCACCCGGUUUGGCGUCUCCAAGGCAGCGACGCUUGAUGCAUUUCGGCUUGUGCGCGCGCUCAAGACGUUGACGACACUUGCGCCACUGCGAGCACUUGGUGGCGCGCCGUCAGCCCUCAGUGCCUUUCGCAACAACGUCAAGGCCUUCACCUUUGCCUUUGUCAUGUACGCACAGUUUAUGGGCGUGGGCGGGACGCUGGCGUUUGCGCGCGAGUCGCGUGCGCUGUGGCUUUCUGGUGGACGCGGGGCGGAGCUGGCAGAGUCGAUCCACCCGGACCUGUUUGGGUUUUGCGCCGAGUACUUUGCGCGCAUCGAGGUUCUUCGCGCGCUGUCGUGGCGGUGGUGGAAGGGCUUUUCGUGCGUGCGUGUCUCGGCGCGGGUCGAGCGUGCGCGGGCCGAGCUCGCCGCCGUCCACGCCGACGUCCAGGCGCUCGAAGUCCAGCGCGGAUCGACGCAUGAGGCGCUCGGCGAGCUCAAGUUCUUCCUCUCGUCGUCGUUCACCUUUGCGGCCGAGGAGUCUGACGCGGCCGCAAGUCAGUUCAGGGCACGAAUCAAGGACAUUGUAGCGACGGUUCUUCCCGUCCUCGUCCUUGCGGCGCCUUCGCUGACUGGGUCGUACCGGGCGCCGCUAGCGACCCACGACACGCGUCAAGUCCAGCUCGCCGAGCGGGCAGCGUGGCUCAAGAUGCAGUUUGCGGCGAUUGACACGUCGCCACAGGCAGCCGACGCGCUCUUUGCCUCGCGCGAGACAGUGCUGAAAGCGCUCUCCGAGUCGGUUCCGGUCCUUGCCGGGCUUGUUGCGGAGGACGAUGCCGACAUUGCGGCGCUGCGGCGGCUGCGGUUCUACCUCGAGGGACUGGCGACGACGUUUGCCAACCCGGACGAGUCGCUCGACUCGGCGCUCGAGGACGCGCUGUCUGUGUAUGCGAGGCGGGUGGCUGUCGACGAGGAACUGCUGCGCGAGCCUGCGUGGCCGCUUGCCUCGCCGGCGCUAUCCGGCGAGUGGGGCGUUGGCGGUGCCCUUGAUGCAUGGGGUGAGACGACGCCGAGCUCGCUGCUCGACGACGCGCGAAGCGCCCUUGUCCGUGCCUUGGACGGAAUUCUCGCCAAGCACGACAACGCGACGGCAACGCCGCUGGUGCGGUCGCAGAUCCUGCUCAGCUUGCUUAAUCCACUCGAGGCGUAUGUGCUUAACGCAGGGAGCCUCUCGGUGGCUCACCAGCUCGCGCUGCUCAAGGCAGUGCUCGACGGGGUGGCGUCGGUGGUGGAAGCGCUCUCCGACUCGAAGCGGUUUGCGCUCAAGUUUGGUUCGCUCUACCCGAUCCUGCUCAAGAUCCGUCAUAUUGUGUCGACGGUGUAUGUGAGCGUGUGGCGCGACUGGCGGUACGCCGACGAACUCGGCGAGGGUCUCGGGCGCGACAUGUGCACCCGCCCGGUGGCGCCGCACGAGCCGACGCCCGCAGUCACCACGCUGCAGCUCAUGCGGUCACUGGUCCUCGAAGCCCACGAGCUUAUUAUGCUCAAGCGGUCGGUGGCGCAGAUCCAGACCGCGCUCCUCCCGCUCAAGCACAUGUUCCCAGGUGGGGCGGGCGCGAGCGGGAGCGGCGGCGGCGACGACGGCGGCUCGACGUCGUCGUCGAACCCAACCACGCCGGUGGCGAGCGGCGAGGCCGGGCUUGCAGAGGCAGCCGCGCAUAAUCGGGCGCUGGUGGCACAGGUUGAGAAUCUCGUGGCUCACCUCCGACCGCCAAACGUGGUCGUGGUCGAAGCUGAGGCUGAGGGCUCGAUGCUUGCAGGCUUCAACGAGCUCUACGACGUCAUUGUGCGGGUCAACGAGCUCGCGGGCGCGCUAGUCUCGCGACCGUCGGACCCCGCAGCCGACGAGUACUUUAACCUCCUCGUUGUCUGCCUUGCCAACAUCCGCGACAAUUUUGAAGAGUACGUCGACGACACGCGGCGGAUGAUUCGCAGCUACGCGGCGCUGCGGCUGCCGCGGUACCGAGCGUCGCUCAAGUGCGCGACACUGGGCGCGCGUCUCAUCCGACGCAGCUUUGCCCUCAUGAUUGUGCCGCUUGGCGGGCUGUCGUCGUCGGCGCCAAGCAGCCCGUCCAAGCCACCACCCGGAUCGCCGCGACGCGGGCCUGAGACUGACGCGUCGAUGGGCACCGGGCUCGACUCGCCGCGUCGGCGGAGUCAUGGGGUGCUUGCCUCUCUCGCGUCAUUCUCGCUCUCGCCUACCAAGCUUGUGGACCUGCGCGGGCUUGCAGGCGUCUUUGACCCCGCGCCGCGGUUUGUGGUCCACGAGUCGCUGCGGUACAAGGUAGCACCUGAAGCACCCGGCGUCGAGUUUGCGGUUGCGCAGCUGGCAUCGCUUUUGGAAGCCGGCCUUGCAGGUGAAGCCGGCCUGGAUGGCCACGGUUGGCAGGAGAUGCUGCUUGGCGGCGGGAUUGUGCCGUACGAGGUGUUCCGCAUCUCAAACGGGCUGGACGCCGACGCGGUGCUUGUCUCGCCGCUGCCGCGCGGGGUGGCGCUGACGCGGAUGCUUGAAGUCGAUCCGUUCUGCCUUGCUGGGCUGGAGAUGGAGGCGUUUGGAGUGGUGCUGACCAACGCGCUGCUGGCCAACCACGGUGCGGCCGGCCCACCCAACUACGUGGUCAGCUUCAGCGACGGGGUGCGUGUCGGGAGCGGUAGUCCGUACGAUGGGCUGGGGCUCUCGCUCAUUCCGACCAACGUGGCCGACGCGCUUGUGGACCCGAUUGUGCGGGUGUACUCUGGCGACGGCAGCUGCGUCCAGGCUGUGGCCUCCUUUGACCUCGUCUUUGUACUGCCACACAUGCGGCGGCCGCUGGCGGAGACCACGCUCAUGUCGCUGGCGGCGCUGCCGACCGAGCUGUUUGUGGGCGCGUGGCUCAAGGCGCUGCAGGACUCGCCGUGCGCGUCGGGCAUGGACACGAGUGUGGACAUUGCCGACGGGUCUGGGUGCGGCGGCGAGGCUGGCGAAGCCGGCUGGUCGGCCGAGUCUGGGCCGGGCCAUGGUGUGUUCACCGACGCCAAGCUCCACGCCAUGGGCCUCCCUCUUAAGCUUGUGAAAGGCACGCCGGUGCUGAUGUAUCGGCGGCUGAAGGCGAUACAAGCCGUGGCCGAGGAGGUGCUUGCCGGCGAUCGCGAGCAAGUGACCGGCGAGGAGCUGCUGACGACAAUGUACCCGCUGCUUGGGCGCGUAUACUCUGCGGCGCUCGACGCCGGCGAGGACGAGGCUUGCAGAGCGUUUGACGAUGCUGCAGGUUACAGCGAGCUCAACUUUGCCGCGGCAGUGACGGGCGCAUCGCUGGCGCUUGAAAGUGCUCGUGCGUUGCCGGAGCAGUGGGCGGACGACGGUGAGGACUUUGGCGAUGGCGCGGGGCCAGUGCUGUGGCGGCGCAACAUGGUGGCGUCCGACUACGAGCUCGAUCGCGUGCAGGACGUGGAGCGGGCGGCGGAGGACCUCAUGGGCGAAGUCACGUUCUCGGAUCUGGCUGUCGGACCCGGGGCCGCAUCGCGCGAGGCUGCGUACUGGGAGUGGGUCAAAACCAACCGCGCGAUGCGACGGCUGAGCCUGCGACAGACGAGGAGCAUCGACGGUGACGAGGUGGUCCGAUUGGCAAACGACAGGCGCUACGCCGGGCUCCGCGAGAUUUUCCUCGACGGGAAUGCCGAGGUCCGGCUCGGGGCGGUGCAAGCGCUGUUGCGACCGCCUGUGCACGCAACGCCGAAUCGAGUGCUGGUGCGCGAGCUGGCGGUGAGCGGCGAGAGUGGACGGUUCGAGCUUGUGCUCAACGACGGAUCGCACUUUGAGUUUUCAACAACACCGGACAGCGCGCUGCUCGAAUGGAGUGAUCUCGUCGAGCUGGUGCGAGCGCUUGUGCGUGUUCGUGACGCUGAGGGCCUGGGCUUUGUACUGGGCGAAAUGGCAUUGGUGGCGGGAAGCCGGGCUGAUCUGGAAGCAUUUGUCAACACACGCGUGUCGACGUCGUCCAGAGCAGUGGCAGCGACAGCGCUGCUAAUGGCUGUCGAAGCACAGGAUCUUGCACUGGUCACGCUGCUGCUGGAGCAUGGAGCCAACGUCGACGACGUUGACUCUGAACAAUCACGGCGGUCUGCGCUGCACCUGGCGUGCCUUCACGCUGGACCCGAGCUUGUGGCCGAGCUCCUAGCAUGGGGCGCUAACCCGCGGAGCGUGGACGUCAACGGCAAGAGCCCACUGCACUACUCUGCCGAGUACGACCGGGCGAGCGUUGUCCCGCUUCUGCUACUGUACGAUGCAUGGCGCGGGCGGAGCGAGGGCGGGUGGCCAACUCGGGUGGCUGAAGUGGAGGCCGCGCUCGAGGCCGUGUCGGUGGUGCCCAACCGGGAGACCGGGAGUGGAAGUCUGCGGUACGAAUGCUAUGUGGCACGAAGCGAGGGUUGCGACGCCAGCGAGGCCUUGGCACGACAGCAGGCGUACACUGACAUGGCGGAGGCGACCGACGUACGGUGCGCACUGCACUAUGCGUGUUCGUCCGGCGUAGUGGACUCGGAGCGGUGCGAGCUUGUGGCACUGCUGCUGGGCGCCGGUGCCGACCCGGACGUGUCGAACCCAGAUGGGUGGACGGCACUGCACUGGGCAGCUCGGGCUGGGCGUGCGCCGGUCGUACAAGCACUCCUGGACGCGGGCGCCAACGCGAGCGCGGCAACGCUGCAGGGUCGGACGCCGCUGGACGAAGCAGUAGAGUUUGGCCACUCGCGGGUGGUGCGUCUGCUGCUGACCGGCCGCGACGACGGGAGCGAGGGCGAGCCAGAGGCCGUGAUCGAUCCGCUAGUGCGACUGGCCCGGCCGUCUUGCUCGCACGCGCUUGUCAGUGUUCGCGAGCGGGCACUAGCAUGCGUCCGGGUGGGUGGCCUGCUCGAGGCGAGCAAGGCACACAGUAGCGCGGUGGUGUGCUACCAGGCUGGGGCAGCGCUCGUCGGCAUUAUGGCGGAAGGCGGCGACGCACCGGCUGACGUUCUGCGCGAGUACGUUGUGUCGAGGGCCAAGGCAGCCGAGAGCACUGCGCUGCGGGAGCGGGCCGUGAUGUCGGGCGACUCCGUGCGGGAUUGGCUCGUGCGGCUCCGGAAUGAGCUGGUGGAAAGCAGCGACAUCGAAGAGUACUCUGCCGGACUGCGCGAGUUUUUGUCGGUGCUUGUGGCAUCGUGGGUGGAGAGCGGGGGCGAGCCGCCUGUGAUGGACGUGGUGGUGCGCGGGGAUGUUGCACGCGGCGAGGCUGGUGCCGGCGCCACGCUCGAGUUGGGCGUUCUUGUUGCUGACGAGAGCGAAGAGGCCGUGGCGUAUGCAUCAGCGCUUCUCGAAGGGAUUCGCGGCCAGAUUGCGGCAUCAGGCGAGUGCGUCGGCGUUCUCGGAGCCGAGCUUGCUCUGGAGAGUGGUCGAUCCGGGGUUGGGUGCGCGGGAGUGCGCACUGACGUGGGCGUGGCAACGGUUAAGGGCGCGUUGGAGGCGGUUAAGCGGGCAGAGAAGCGAGGGAUCGGUGUGGCCGAGCUUGUGCUGCACCUUCGGAGCAGCAAAGCUGUGUACGUUGUGGGCGGGAGCGACGGCAAGUUUGUCAACCUCACAUCCGAGCUCCGCACCGCGCUGGAGAAGCACCUGUCGUCGUCGUCGAUGUGGAAGCUGUCGCUUGGGACGAAGCCGCGCGUGCGGGUGGCACAGAGCGCGAUGGCGUGUGCGAUCGGGUGCGUGGUGCCACCGGGCGGGGGGGAUAGUUGGCAGAACGUGUGGCGGGUUCCGCGACUUGUGGUCGAUGCGCUGGCGGUGUACCACGGGGUGACUUCGGAGGCGCAGCACUUUCGGUCGCAGCUCGCCGAGCUUGCGGCUGGCGGAGCUGUGGCCGGCGAGACUGCCGAGCAGUGGAAGGAGUACUUUGUGACGGCAAGCCGAUGGGCGACGGCAGCCGCAGCCGGGCGUGCUGACGCGCGCGUGACCGAUUGGCUUGGCGAGCGGGCACGGAAUUGGGUUGACACGGCGAUGGCGUGGCUGGCCAACGGCGAGCUGCAAGGGUCCGAGGUGGCGACGUUUGUGGCAGAGCCGUGGCGCGGCAUGACUGUGGGCAUUAUCGAUUUGGAGCCGAUUGUGGCGUUUCCGCGAGCAGGAGUGAUGGCCGAGAUUGCGCGGGGGUCGUCUGGGGCAACAUCGAUGCACGCACUGGGCCUGUCAGCGCGAGCGGUUGCCGAGGCGUAUGCCUCGGGCGACUUUUCCGGGGCGCGGUCGCUGGCCAAGUUUGUGCGGCCGUUUGGACAGAGCUCACUGUGGGAGGCAUCGAUGGGGGUGCUGUUGGUACUUCUGGCGUCGUCGACCGGGCAGUGGUCGCGUGCUCUGGAAGCGCACGCGGAGUGCAUCGCGUGUCUGGAUGCAAUGGACGCGCUGAUGAAGCGGGCAAGCACAGCGUCGCUGGCGCUGCGGGCGCAGGUCGAAGCGGUUUGCGCGCUGGUGUGUCGCUCUGCCGGCGACGCGGCUGCCAGCGAGGCGGCCGGACUGCGGAUGGCAGACGCCGUGGCGCGACAAAACUGCAGCUCCAGCAGCAGUCUCCUCGUCCUGCCAUCUGCUGUGGCGGCGCGAUGCACGCGGCGCGAAGUCUUCGAGUGCGUUGCACAGUAUGCGUCAGGAAUGCCGCCGAUCUGUCGCCGCGCCAUGGACCGGGUGUGGGGCGGAGAGGCCGAUGCCGAAGUCAGCAGCGAGGCGUCCGGGCGGAGGCUGUUCCCGGUGGGGCAUGCGCUCGCUGAGGUGUAA